AGCGCCUUCUCUUACAGUUUACACUUCCGUGUCUGUGACCCUGUACGUCCAUGGAUGUGGAUGUGGCUCAAAGAGGUUUGGCUACGCCUGUAGACGAAUUUCCCAGACGACUUCUCGACGACCUUGGAGUAUGUUUGGACAAACUCGACGUCGUUCCGGGACGUGAUUGGAGACGACUCGUCGAUCUACUCGGUCUGAGUCAAGAGGACAAAGGUAUCGUUGAACGAUCUCCGAAGAAAACCGAAGUGGCAUUACGGCUUUGGAAGUAUCGCGUGGGCGUUAGUGAGAGCACUGCGUACGCUCUGGUCGAGAUUCUCAAAGAUAUGGGCCGCAACGACGUGGUCAGGGAAGUGGAAUGUUUUCUCGGCUCACACUCGUCCAUGAGUGCGAUGGAGAGAGAAGCUUUACAGGAGUUUCAACAGCUAGACGAAGCUGCUAAAAGAGGAGACAACGAGACACUAGCGAAAAUCAUCGGUGACAGAUCGGGCCAAGACCUAGAGUCAAAAAUGUUUCGUUCUCCUCUACAUUCUGCUGUCUAUUACCGUCACUUUGAUACAGUAAAGUUUCUCAUUGAAAAAGGAUUUGAUUUCAAGAAGAAAGAUUAUAAAGGAGUAACACCUCGUGAUAUGGCAGAUGAAGAAGAAAUUAUCAAAUAUCUGGAUAAGCAAGUGACAAAACAAGACGAAGUACCAUUUACUGCAGCACAAAUAGGAAGAACCGCUCUAGAUGAAGCUGUUUUCAGAGGUGAUACAAAACGAAUAAGAGAACUUUUGGCAGCCAAUUGUGACGUAGACCAGGCUGCUCUACCAGGACUACCAAAUUUGUGGACCCCUCUACACACUGCAGCUGCUACGGGUAAUUUAAUUGCUGCACAAUUACUAGUUGAAAAUGGUGCCAAACUUGACAUCCAAUGGGAUUGUGCAUUCAUUCCAGAAGAUAUGGCCAUGAAAUAUGGACACAAUGCUGUAGCUGAUUAUCUCAAAAUGCAGAGAGAUCAAGAAGAGCAGUGUCUUCAGCUACCAGGGCAGACGAUCACCAUCUUUUUAGAAGGUGAUGAUACCCCAACAGAGUAUCAAAUCAAGUCAUCCAGCCUUUCAGAUAUAUUGAAUGGGAUAUCUGAAAUGAUGGGAGUUCGUGUCACAAAUUUGAGAAACAGAAGGAACAAUGUGGACAUACAUCAAGCAAAAUAUCUUCUUUUUGCAAAUGAUGUCAUUGCAUGUACCAAUGAAAGUGGGAAUGAUGUAAAAGAAUCUCUUGAUGACAAUUCCGUUAGACCUUCAGCAAACAGUAGAGACGAAGACGAACAAUUUGUGGUCUCUGUUCAAUGCUUUUCCAAGUAUUGGUUCAGCCCUCCGGAAAAGCUCGAGUUCACAAAGAAAGACGAAUACAACAAUAUUCUUGAUAAAGCAUCUCAUCAGCUAGGAAUGCAAGUAGAUUGUCUUUACACGAGUGAGAAAUUGUCCAAAAUUAGAGACACUGGAGUUUUGUCAACCAAACGCAGAGUCAUAGCAGCAACCAAGAGCGACACACCCAAGAUUAAAGAAGAAGCUGGAACACUAGUUUUUCCUAAAUUAGUUGGAGACGAGCAGUCAAAAGUAUUCAAGAGUGAUGGUGGUGUUCUCUUCAAUUUUCAACAUGGUGUGCUUAUAGAAGUGCCUCCUGGAGCUGUGAAAGAAGGAGAAAGUGUGAAGAUGAAAGUGUACAUUGCGGUCCCUGACAAACGUAUGGACUUGUGCAGUGAAUGGGGUCGUCUCUACCCGGUUAGUCUUCCUGUGGUGGUGGUGACUGACCCACCAGGUCACAUCUUUCUCAAACCGAUCAAGCUGCGUAUUCCACACUGUGGAGUGUACGAGCCCAACUGGCAGCCUCAAAAUAUUGCAGUCCUCACGUCCAGUUUUGAUUUGCCAUUGAAGUCUCAACUAGAGUUUCGUCGACUGCCAGAAGAUGCAAUAGAAGUGAAGGACAGACAUGUUGUUAUUCGAUUGUUCAAUUUCUCUUGGUUUUGGGUGUUUACCGAAAAGGCCGUUUUUAGUCGUCAGUGCACGGUGGCUCUCUACACUCCAUCUGAUCAGUAUAUAAGACAAACACAAGAUAGAUUCCACGCCAAGAUAUUUGUCUUCCCAAAGCUCCAUUUCUGCUCUUCGAUUGCAGAUAAAGAAAUUGGUUGUUCGGCAGAGGGAGCCGGAGCUUCCAUUCAGUACGUUUUACGAGCAAGAAGAACGUUUGUAGUGACGUCUGAAGGAAACGUCAACAUUGACAUAGAGAACAAAGGAAGCGAUGACUGGAAAAUCAUACCAACGAAUUUGUCCAUAUCUUUCAACCAAUUGUGGCACCUUUUGUACACAAGCAGUCUCAAAAGAGCAGUGUACGACGUAGAUGUGUCUAUGACAUGGAUUGCUGACAGUGAGAGAAAGAAUGACAGACCUAUUCAGUUGCAGAUUUGUCUGAAAGGUCAACAUGUAUCUUCUCAAUCUUGCUCACUCCAAUUGUUCAUCGAUCUUCCCAGAUCUAACACUCCAUUGAGAGUAUUGCCUCCAACAGUUGAAGAUAAUCUGAUCAAAUUGUUUGAUGUUAUUGCCGGAGAUGAAAACGAGCGUGGGUGGUAUGCAUUAGGAGCAGAGCUCGGUAUGACACGUGAUGAGUUGGAAGCUUUGAAACAUGAACGACGCCCCACCAAAAUCAUAUUGGAUAACUUUGUUGCGCGUUAUGGAGAAAUACAGGAACUCAUAGACGCUGUAGAGCAUCUUGGAUAUGGAAGCAACCUCCUUACUUGAAGAACGUUGACGUUUGACUUGAAACGUGGACUGAUCAAAUGUUGGGAUAUACUAAUGCACUAGAGAUUGCGUUGUUAGCUAGAUUGCAUGCUGAUGAGUGUUUGCAUGAGAUUGCUGUUUAGUAGUUAAUUAGUAUGUUUGCUGUGCUGCCCUGAACAAGAUUGACUCAACUAGAACUAUUCAUAAACAGCUAUUGUCUACUUUAGUAGUGGCAAUGUUUUCGUUUGCAAGCUAUGCCUAGUUAGGUUGCCUUCAAUAUAUAUAUGUACUGUACUGUCAAAGAAUAUACGUGUAUCUAGCUGC
Molecule: messenger RNA, 3077 nt
Organism: Corticium candelabrum
Lineage: Eukaryota; Metazoa; Porifera; Homoscleromorpha; Homosclerophorida; Plakinidae
Exons: 12
Coding region: 51-2774 (907 amino acids)
Biological process (GO): signal transduction
Cellular component (GO): nucleus
Molecular function (GO): protein binding
Source: RefSeq, a predicted model, not a curated record